Cooperia oncophora is the source of this 186-nucleotide messenger RNA. NCBI's taxonomy places the organism in Eukaryota, Metazoa, Nematoda, Chromadorea, Rhabditida, Trichostrongylidae. The record is from the annotation of a GenBank genome assembly.
GUUCAAUUUAAAGCUGACAAGUUGGUCACGUAUCGAUACUGUGACAACGUAUGGACGUUUGUGAUCAACGGUGUCGAGUUUCGAGAUGUCCAUCGGUCAAUUGAUCGUACUGUGGAUCGUGUGAAAAUAGUCGCGUGUGAUGGGCGUGCACCCGGCCUGGCUGGUACAACUAGUGGAACCGUGUAA